Messenger RNA from Miscanthus lutarioriparius, 4101 nucleotides. The record is from the annotation of a GenBank genome assembly. Lineage: Eukaryota; Viridiplantae; Streptophyta; Magnoliopsida; Poales; Poaceae.
AUGGCCACCACCACCGACGCCGCCCCAGUUGCGCCCGUGGAGGAAGAGAGCGCCGCCCCGGCGGCCGCCGAGGAGGAGCCGCCCAAGAAAGUCGAGGCGGCCGUGGCUACCACCGACGCCGCCCCAGUCGCGCCCGCGUCCGCGCCCGUGGAGGACGAAACCCCGGCCCCGGCGGCGGCCGAGGAGGAGCCCACCAAGAAAGUCGAGGCGGCGGCGGCGGAGGAGGUGGAGGAGGAUAGGGAGGCGCCGAAGAAGGUCUUGGCGGGUGGGGGAGAGAAGGAGGAGGAAGAGGACGUGAGAUUGGAGGGGAAAGGUGAGGGCUUUCGGGGUCCGGAGGCCGAGAACGGCCAGGCGGAGGGUGUCAGAGGAGGAUAUGAUGGCGGGGAGGUAAAAGAGGCGGAGGAGGAUGAUAAAGGUGUGAAUUUGGGAGCGGCGGAGGCCGAGAAGGAUGAUGGCGGCGAGGAACCAGCGUCGGAGGACGGGGAGGCAGCCGCUUCUGGGGCCGCGAUCGUGCCAGCGGUGGAGUCCAAGUCGGAGAACGGCGAAUUGGGGGAGGGGGAUCCUUCUCUGGCUUUCCAUGAUGCGCUGGAAGGUGAUGAGAAGGGCGAAUUGCGGGAGAAGGAGCAGCAGGAGGAGGAAAGAGGUGCUGCAGUGGAGGUAAAGGUUGUGGAUAAGGUGUCAGAUGAUGCUGAGGCGCCGGUGGCCGAAGAGGAGAAACUGGAACCGGAAGUUGAGAAGAGCGAGGAGGUAGGUUCUGGGGGUGGAGAUGGUGGUGAGUUGAGCGAUGAGAAGGAGGUUGAGGUCUCCCCUCCAAGCGAGGAGGCGGCGGAACCACAGGAUAAGGUAGCCCCUGAAGCUAAUGGUGAAUUGGGCGAUGAGAAGGAAGGAAGUGAUGAUGUGGUGGCUCUUGGAGGCGAAGAAGCCCCGGAUGAAUCGACUAACAAGGAUGCUGAUGGUGACGAUGUGGUGGCUCUGGGAGGUGAAGAAUCCCCAGAAGAAUCAACUAAGAAGGAUGCUGAUGUUGAAGAUGAAGCCACCAAGCCUGAGCCACCGAGUGAGGCGAGUCCAGUGGUAAGUGAGCAUCCUCAAUCUGAUUUUGUUGCUAGUAGUCUUGAUGCUAGUGGGGAUGUAAACAAUUCAAAUGUUACACUGACCCAGGUUAUGAAGGAUGGAAGCAUAGAGGAGCUUGCUCCUGCAAGUGCUAACAGUGUGCUUGAGGAUAGUCCUGAGAAGGAGCAGAAUGCUGAAGACCAGGCCACUGCCAGUGAAGCGGUGGAAGAUGUUGGUGUCGACAAGCCCACAGAGGUUGAGAGUGUUGCUGCGCCUAGUGCUGAUGGUAUCUUGUCUCGAGAGUUGUCUCCAGAAUCAAGCAAUGAAAAUAAUGGUGCUGAUGAGAUUGAAAGUGCCACUGAGGUUGUUGAUCGUGAAGUGGAGGCUGUUGAUAAUGACAUAAUUGAGGUUGUACCAGAUGACGAGGAUGGGGUUGGUAAUGAGGCUGACGACGAUGAUGACGGGGCGAACUCUGACACGAGUCCCGCACGGGUUGCAAUCUUAGAGAGCUCUGAUGCCGCGAAGCAGAUUAUGAAGGAGCUUGCAGAAGGCUCUAGUGGUAGUGUCUCAAGAGACUUCACCAAUAGCAUGGAUGGGCAGAUUAUGCUUGAUGAUUCUGAGGAUGACGAGGAUGAUGAUGAUAAUGAUGAUGGGGAUGAGAAGGGAUUUGAUUCUGCUGCCUUGGCGGCCCUUCUCAAAGCGGCAACCGGUGGAUCCUCAGAUGGGAAUAUCACAGUUUCUUCACAAGAUGGUUCUAGAAUAUUCACCAUGGACCGACCUGCUGGUCUUGGUUCAUCAGCCCCUUCUCUGAGGCCGACUGCGCCUCGCCAACCUGCCCGGUCAAACCUAUUCAGCUCCUCGGAGCUAGCAGUUACUGCUGACCCUACAGAAGAGAUGACAGAGGAAGAGAAGAAGCUACACGACAAGGUUGAGUUGAUUAGAGUAAAGUUUCUGCGUCUGGUUUACAGACUGGGAGCUACUCCUGAAGAAACAGUUGCAGCACAAGUGCUGUACCGUCUGAGCCUUGCUGAGGGUAUCCGACAUGGUAGGCAGACAAACCGAGCAUUCAGCCUUGAUAAUGCGCGGAGGAAGGCCUUACUUCUUGAAGCAGAGGGAAAGGAGGAUCUGAACUUCUCAUGCAACAUACUUGUUCUAGGAAAGACUGGAGUUGGUAAAAGUGCAACUAUCAAUUCUAUAUUUGGUGAAGAGAAGUCCAAAACUGAUGCCUUUAGCUCAGCAACCACCAAUGUGUGGGAAAUCGUUGGUGAUGUGGAUGGUGUCAAGAUUAGAAUCAUUGAUACACCUGGCCUUCGACCCAAUGUUAUGGACCAAGGAUCAAACAGAAAGAUUCUUGCUGCUGUCAAGAAAUAUACCAAGAAAUGUCCGCCAGAUAUUGUUCUAUAUGUGGAUCGUCUGGAUAGUCUGAGUCGUGAUCUCAAUGAUUUGCCUCUUCUGAAGACAAUUACUGCUGUUCUUGGCUCAUCCAUAUGGUUCAAUGCCAUUGUUGCACUCACACAUGCUGCCUCUGCUCCUCCUGAAGGCCUCAAUGGUGCUCCCAUGACAUAUGAGGUCUUGAUGGCUCAGAGAUCCCACAUCAUCCAGCAGUCCAUCAGGCAGGCUGCUGGAGAUAUGCGCUUGAUGAACCCAGUAGCCCUUGUUGAGAACCAUCCUUCGUGCAGGAAAAACCGUGAGGGCCAGAAAGUUCUUCCGAAUGGCCAAAGCUGGAGGCAUCAGAUGCUGCUUUUGUGCUACUCCUCAAAGAUAUUAUCAGAAGCCAACUCACUUCUGAAGCUUCAGGAUCCUAAUCCUGGAAAGCUUUUUGGCUUCCGUUUCCGCUCCCCACCUCUUCCUUUCUUGUUGUCCUCACUCUUGCAGUCUAGAGCCCACCCCAAACUUUCUGCUGAGCAGGGUGGCAAUGAAGGUGAUUCUGAUAUUGAAUUGGAUGACUAUUCUGAUGUAGAACAAGAUGAUGACGAAGAAGAAUAUGAUCAGCUUCCACCCUUCAAGCCCUUGACCAAAGCUCAGCUUGCAAGGCUCACAAAGGAGCAGAAGAAUGCUUAUUUUGAUGAGUAUGACUACAGGGUUAAGCUUCUCCAGAAGAAACAAUGGAAGGAUGAGAUCCAUGAGGUUAAAGGAGAUGAAGAGGGGAAAACUGAUCUUGAUGAUUAUGGGUAUGCAAAUAUCGCUGGUGAGAACGAUCAGGAUCCUCCUCCAGAGAAUGUAUCAGUUCCCUUACCUGAUAUGGUGCUGCCUCCUUCAUUUGAUUGUGACAAUCCCACAUACCGGUACCGCUUUCUGGAGCCAACUUCGACUGUCCUAGCAAGGCCUGUUUUAGAUGCACAUGGAUGGGAUCAUGACUGUGGUUAUGAUGGAGUGAGCGUUGAAGAGACACUAGCUAUCCUUAGCAGGUUCCCAGCAAAUGUAGCAGUUCAGGUCACCAAGGACAAGAAGGAAUUUAGCAUCCAUUUGGACUCUUCCAUCGCAGCAAAGCAUGGAGAGAAUGCAUCAUCGCUUGCUGGUUUUGAUAUCCAGACUGUUGGGCGGCAGCUUGCAUAUAUUCUCCGAGGCGAGACAAAAAUCAAGAAUAUCAAGAAGAACAAGACCACUGGAGGGUUCUCAGUAACUUUCCUGGGUGACAUUGUGGCAACUGGACUGAAGGUCGAGGACCAGCUCUCCCUUGGGAAGAGGUUGUCACUAGUUGCCAGCACUGGUGCGAUGCGAGCCCAAGGGGACACUGCAUAUGGAGCUAACUUGGAGGCACGCCUGAAGGACAAAGACUAUCCAAUUGGCCAGUCCCUCUCAACCUUGGGCCUCUCUCUGAUGAAGUGGCGCCGGGACCUUGCUCUGGGCGCAAACUUGCAGUCCCAGUUCUCCAUCGGAAGGGGGUCGAAGAUGGCAGUUCGACUUGGUCUGAACAACAAGCUGAGUGGGCAGAUCACCGUCAGGACAAGCACCUCAGAACAGGUCCAGAUCGCACUUCUGGGUCUCAUACCGGUUGCAGCCUCCAUCUACAGGAGCUUCUGGCCCAGUGAACCAUCCUUUGCUUAUUAG